Molecule: messenger RNA, 1645 nt
Organism: Tricharina praecox
Lineage: Eukaryota; Fungi; Ascomycota; Pezizomycetes; Pezizales; Pyronemataceae
Product: DNA polymerase alpha/epsilon subunit B-domain-containing protein
Exons: 5
Coding region: 53-1513 (486 amino acids)
Biological process (GO): DNA strand elongation involved in DNA replication; DNA replication
Cellular component (GO): delta DNA polymerase complex
Molecular function (GO): DNA binding
Source: RefSeq, a predicted model, not a curated record
CCUGCAUCAUCCCUACGGCACACUCUUACACACAAAAUCCACGAAAUUCGCAAUGGCUUCAGCCCCCGAACCAGCCGUCCACGACUUUCUCCAUUGCCCAAGAGAUGUGACCCAAGCUACACCUACAGCUAGAGCCCUGGCUACCCACCAAGCUUCGAUCCGCUUCACCCUCGAAGAAAAAUCAUACCAGCAGCAGUUCUCGGACAUGUACUUUCUGCGACUGGCCAUAUUGAAGCCAGUGGUGGAGAAGUUAGCGAAGGAGGCGUGGAAGGAGUUUGAGGUCGCCGGCGAGAAAGCACAAGGAGUCGAGAGGGUACUGGAUGUUCGGCAAGGUCAGCUGUGCUGGGUCACCGGAACGAUAUACAUGGAUAUGCCUCUGAAGCCCAACAUUCUCAACGACAUCGUAAAAGACCACUUCACUGUGCCUGUUUUACCGAGAGAAAAGUUCGUCGACCCGAACGUAGACCAGGUCACCCUCGAAGACGAGUCCGGACGACUACGACUUACCGGUAGUGUGCUGGAGACGCAUGAGUUGGUGACUGGUGUGAUUGUUUCUGUGCUCGGCUCGGAAAAUGCGAAUGGAGACUUUAGUGUAGUCGAUGUCAAGAUUCCGGACCUGCCAUCGCAGAAACCGUUGCAGCCGAAAGGAGUGGCACGAAAGAGGGUGGCGAUUGCGAGUGGAUUGGGAAUCAGCGGCUCGCAAUACGAGGGGCUGGAAACACAUCUACUCGUGGAGUACCUUCUCGGAGAAGCCGGAGGUGACGAGGACCACCGAGACGCAGCCACCAUCUCACAGUUGAUUCUCGCCGGAAACUCACUCGGCGAGGCUCACAACCCGAUCGACGACAAGAAUACUGAGGAAGCGCGCGAUGCCCGGGCCACGAAAUACGGCUACGAUGCCGCUGCCUACAAUCCAGGCCCCACCAAAGCCCUCGACGCAAUCCUAUCCUCCCUGCUGCCCUCGAUCGGAGUUACAAUAAUGCCCGGCUCCUUCGACCCCGCCAACAUCUCGAUGCCUCAGCAGCGCCUCCACGCCGCCCUCUUCCCCACCGCCAAGCUCUACGACGGCUCCACGCUCGAGCGCGUCACGAACCCGUGGCUGGGCGACAUCGACGGGGCCACGUUCCUUGCCACCAGCGGACAGAACUUGGACGACAUGUACAAGUACGUUGAGGGCACCGACAGGCUGGUCAUGUGUGAGCGGCUCCUGCGUUGGAGGAACAUUGCGCCGACUGCCCCGGAUACCCUCUGGAGCUAUCCGUUCCAGGAGGACGAUCCGUUUGUGCUCCACGAUGGAGAGUGCCCGCAUGUUCUCAUAGUCGGAAAUCAGCCGAAGUAUGAGACGUCGGUCGUUGAAGGUAUUUUCUUGUCAUCUGCUUCCUCUGACGACGACGACGAGUGGGGGAAGGUUAGAAUCAUCUUGGUUCCCAGGUUUGAUCAGACUGGUGAGAUUGUUAUUGUCGAUCUGGCGACCAUGGUGCCGGAGAAGGUGUGCUUCAAGAUCGAGGAGUAAUACCGAUUGCACGAGGGCAUUUACUGUUGAUUGUUGAUUGUUGACAUGUUACUGUUUUUUUUUACGGCGUUGAUAGCUACCUAGAUCAAAUGGGAAGGGAGCCUGCAGAUUCCAUGAUUCUUCGAUAGAUGC